GGAGUGGCUGAUUUUCCUGGUGCGCUGUUGAAACCGAGUGGAACUCGUCUCGAGCAUGACGAGGUGGCUACAUGCUAAUAGCUCGUGUAGCUUCAGUAGUUAGCAGCUAGUUGCCUAACGCUGUGUUGCUAGCUGUCCGUGGCACAGUCGUGCUAGCAUUCCACAGCAAAGCUUCACAUGUCACCGUCGUUUGUUAGCUUGUUAGCUUGUCAUUAUAUUAUAUUAGCUUGUCAAUAAACGGGAUAACCGUCAGUGGCGAGAACAGCAGCCAGAAUCAUUCACUCUUCAUUAGCCUGGAGUAAAAGUAGAUGCAGAUGGAUAGAAAUCAAAAAAAGCUUCGGUAUCAGGACGGUAACCCAUGCAUCCAAGAAAGUGAUGCCUCCUUUAAGUGUUUGGAUGCGAGUAACUAUAAUAAGGACAUGUGUUCAGCCUAUUUCCUGAAAUAUAAGAACUGUAGGAAAUACUGGCACAAUGUGAUGCUGGAGAGGAGGCGACAGGGAGUGAAACCUGAUAUGCCCACUGCUGCAGAGAGACAGGACAUGCUCGAUGCCUUCGGAGGCAAACCCUACUGAGAGUCAGCAGAGGCACGCAACCACCAAAACAACAUGAAACAUCAGAUUAAUGGAAGACUUGAAACGGAUUAUUUAUUGAGUUUAUAAAGGUGCGACAGGAACAUGCACGUGACAUGUAUAGAACGACGAAGCUUUUCAAGCCUUUGAAUGUUUCGAGGUAGGUUUGAAAAUCCAUCUUUUUACUCCUGAACUCU
Messenger RNA from Solea solea (common sole), 766 nucleotides. RefSeq names its product coiled-coil-helix-coiled-coil-helix domain containing 7 (gene chchd7). Lineage: Eukaryota; Metazoa; Chordata; Actinopteri; Pleuronectiformes; Soleidae. The transcript has 4 exons. The record is from RefSeq and is a predicted model, not a curated record. Bases 309 to 572 code for a protein of 87 amino acids.